AUGUGUCGAAGCUGGAUGUGGUGGUGCAUCGCGCUGGCGCUGGUUGCCUCAGCCAGCGCCGACACUUGGAAGGCCAUCAAGGAUGAACCUUAUCGUGAACUCAUCAGCCAUCGCCAUGGGCUGCAAGGCCUGCCUGCCAUCGAGGGGUGGGGUGCCCUUGGCUUUGCAGAGGUGACGGCCCUCCAGCCCUGGGGAGCCGAGCGUGCCCUUGCUACCGGCUAUACCAACACCAGCUCCAAACUCCAGCCCUUCUUGCUCCAAGUCAACAACGGCCGGCUGAGUGACUUUGCCGUUCCCCUGUACCUGCCCGAGGGCGCCCAAGCUUUACCAGGCUCCAGCUUGAGUGACCUCCUGAUUGUUGACCCCGCCAAGGGCGUGCUCCUCUACCAUUGCACGGCCAGUCUGACGGGCUGUGCUCAGGCUCACGCUGAAAGUGGGAUCAUCGGAACCGUGAACAAGGCACUGCAGCUGCAGGAUGGCUCUGGUUGGCUUUUGGCCUCGAGCACGGGGCUGUGGUACUUCAAAAAUGUCUCGGGAACCUCAUCCCUCUCUCAGCUCGGCGUUGACCCUGCCGAUGCCGUGGCCGAGUGUGGCGAGUGGCUCUUCUAUGGCAAUGACGAACGAGUUGUGCAGCUGGAUCGUGCCGGUAAAGUCCGUCGCUGGGAGUGGGUGACGCAGUUGACGCUCGAGGAGGGUGGCGUGUAUGGCGGACCCGUCCGGGACAUGUCCUGUGAUAAGGAUGGCAUUCUGUUUGUGGCCAACGAAAUCAGCCUGAACGAGCGGGCCCUCAACGGCAUGGUGAAUCGCUACGACUUCCAACAAGGCAUGCCCCUGAACAAUGCCACCCUCACCACCGUUGAACCCGGCACGGGUGCCGUCUGGAUUGGUACCCCUCAAGGCUUGCUGCGCUACAGCCGCGGUCAGGAUGACCCAGACUGGCGCUACUUUCACGGUGACCGCUUCUUGCCUCACACCUCCAACGUUACACACCUGGUUUCCUUGAACAGCACCCACACACUCGUAGCCACCACUGGCGGAAUCAGUCUCCUUGUUUGGGAGCAGUGGACGCUGCGGCAAAAAGCUACACACUUUCUCAACAUUCUGCAAGCGCGCCACAACCGUCACGGCCUGGUGGGCGAGUGUGAUAUGGCUGGGUACGGGCAACUCUCCACCUGUCAAGGUGGACCCGAGGACAAUAGCGGGCUCUGGACCAGCUUGCUCGUAUCUGCCUAUGCUCAAGCCCAGGCCCUCGAGCCGAGCGUGGCCCAUGCGACUGCGCUGGAGCAAUUUCAGGCGGGCAUGGAGCUUCUGGUCAACGUCACCAAUGUUCAGGGCUUGAUGGCGCGCACCUGUCUGGCCCCCAAUGUCUCAGCCCCGGACGAGCCCAACUGGUACGCCAGUAAAGCCCCUGGGCUCUCGGGGUGGCAUUUCAAAGGCGAUGCCUCUUCCGAUGAGGUCGUUGGCCACAUGUUUGCACACAUGAUGGUGUAUGCCAUGGGCACGGACCAGGCCACUCGCGAUCGCUCUCAGACCUACCUCCUGGACAUUAUCAACCACAUUGUCGACAACAACUUUUUCCUCGUCGAUGUUACGGGCCUACCCACACGAUGGGGCAUCUGGAAUCCUCAGUACAUCAACCACAACCGCUCUUGGAGUGAUGUUCGUGGCCUCAAUGCUGCACAGAUCCUUUCCUACUUGGUCGCUGGGAUUGGUUUGGCUCGGACUCCUGCCGAAAAGGCCAAGUUUGAGGCGGCGCUGGCCAAUCUGACGACCGCGGACAACCAGUAUGAUGAAAACAUGCUCAACCUGAAGAUCAAGUCACCCGACGACGACAACUACUCGGAUGACGAACUCACCUUCCUGCCUUACUUCACCAUGGCUCUGGGUCUGAACCUCACUAAGCUGCCGCAAAUGGCCAGUGCACUCAGCUUGAGCGUCGAGCGCACCUGGUUGGCGGUUCGCGCCGAGCGCAGCGCUCCUUGGAACGUCAUGUACACGGCCAUCAAUGGGUCAUUAACCACGCAGGCUGAUAUCGAUAACAUUGCCUGGAACCUGCGAACCUGGCCCCUGGAGCUCAUCGACUUUCCCGUGACCAACACGAUUCGUCGCGAUAUUUAUAUCAACCCCGAGGCCGAGCGCAACGACCACCAAGGGAACGAUGACGUGCGCAAGAUCCUGCCCGUGUACGAGCGCCCGCAGCUGCGGUGGAACGGUGACCCACACGAUCUUGACGGCGGCUCGGGGCGCACCGAGGGCGAUCCUGGAGCAUGGCUGAUGCCCUAUUGGCUCGCUCGCUACUAUGGCAUGAUUGCAUCUUAGAGUUGGCGGGAUCCAACGACAAGGUAGUUGUCGGUAAAUUGAUUGCAAGAGUGAG
This is a messenger RNA of Monosiga brevicollis MX1, 2374 nucleotides long. RefSeq lists its product as uncharacterized. Gene Ontology annotation, molecular function: protein binding. The transcript has 5 exons. The record is from RefSeq and is a predicted model, not a curated record. Bases 1 to 2319 code for a protein of 772 amino acids. NCBI's taxonomy places the organism in Eukaryota, Choanoflagellata, Craspedida, Salpingoecidae.